AUGGUCACAGCCAUGAAUGCCUCGGACGAAAUAGAGCAGAUAUUGCAGCCUUACAACUUCGAGCUGUUCCAGGACAUGAGGCCCCUUUUGGAGGAGUACUGGGCAACCUCAUUCCUCAUAGCUCUGGUCUACCUGCUACUCAUCUUUGUGGGGCAGAACUACAUGAAGGCACGGAAGGGCUUCAACCUGCAGGCGCCUCUAAUCCUUUGGUCCUUCUCCCUUGCACUCUUCAGUAUCCUGGGGGCACUGAGGACAUGGGGCCAUAUGGCUACCCUGCUACUUAAGGGGGACCUAAAGCAAACUGUGUGCUUCUCCAUCUUCAUCAGCACUCCCAUAAUCAGAUUCUGGUCCUGCCUCUUUGUUCUCAGCAAGAUCAUUGAACUUGGAGACACGGCCUUCAUCAUCCUGCGUAAGCGGCCACUCAUCUUUGUGCACUGGUACCACCACAGCACAGUGCUAGUGUAUGCGAGCUUUGGAUACAAGAACAAGGUGCCUGCAGGCGGCUGGUUCAUGACCAUGAACUUUGGUGUGCAUGCCAUCAUGUACAUCUACUACACUCUGAGGGCUGCCAAAGUAAAGUCCCCCAAGUGGUUACCCAUGCUCAUCACCAGCCUGCAGAUCCUGCAGAUGUUUAUGGGAACCAUUGUUGGCUUCCUAACUUACAUCUGGAGACAGGAACAGGGAUGCCACACCACAAUGGAACACUUCUUCUGGUCCCUUGUCUUGUAUAUGACCUAUUUCAUCCUCUUUGUCCAUUUCUUCCACCAAACCUACAUAGUGCCCAAAGUCAAAGCCAAGACCAAGAGUCAGUGA
This is a messenger RNA of Neomonachus schauinslandi (Hawaiian monk seal), 813 nucleotides long. RefSeq names its product ELOVL fatty acid elongase 3 (gene ELOVL3). Gene Ontology annotation, molecular function: fatty acid elongase activity. The coding region runs from base 1 to 813 and encodes 270 amino acids. NCBI's taxonomy places the organism in Eukaryota, Metazoa, Chordata, Mammalia, Carnivora, Phocidae. Gene Ontology annotation, cellular component: endoplasmic reticulum; endoplasmic reticulum membrane. The transcript has 4 exons. Gene Ontology annotation, biological process: fatty acid elongation, polyunsaturated fatty acid; sphingolipid biosynthetic process; fatty acid elongation, saturated fatty acid. The record is from RefSeq and is a predicted model, not a curated record.